Molecule: messenger RNA, 3894 nt
Organism: Trichomonas vaginalis G3
Lineage: Eukaryota; Parabasalia; Trichomonadida; Trichomonadidae
Product: DNA repair/RNA processing CPSF family
Exons: 1
Coding region: 1-3894 (1297 amino acids)
Cellular component (GO): nucleus
Molecular function (GO): protein binding; nucleic acid binding
Source: RefSeq, a predicted model, not a curated record
AUGAAUGUUACGCAUCGAACAAUAUGUGAUUCCCCAGCCCCGGAAUCAGCAAUUCGAUGCCACCUUCCGUUUUCAAAGGCAGAUUGCAUUGUUACUGCCAAUGGAAACAAGCUCCAAGUCUAUUCAACGAAGGAAGAUGAUUUAAGAUUAGUAUGGGAAAAGAAGUUUUGGGGUGAAAUUUUCGGUGUAUACAGGCAUAAAAGUGGUGGAGAAUACGAUUCAAUCAUUGUUGGCUGCGAUACAAGUAAAGUUAUUGUUCUACAGGUUAUAGAUAAUGAUUUGAAAGAAACAGAAUAUCACGAAUUUAACAGACCUGGCCCACCAGAGCCAGAUCCACCAAAACCAGAACGUCCUUUCGAUAUUAGUACAAGAUUACGCAAUAAAACAAUUAUGGAUGCCGACCCAACAGGUACAUGCCUUGCAUUACUUCUUGCUCAAAAUAUUCUUUACGUUUUACCUCUUGCCAACAAGAUUAAAAUCGAAAGUACCGAAAAAGCUGGUGAUGAAUACCAUUCCAGCUGGAAAGUAAUUAAAGAUGCGUUCGCGUAUGAUGUCCACACAGAUUUUAAAUCGCCGUUAUACAGAAUUCGAGAUAUGGUUUUCUUGGACGGAUAUAAAAAUCCAACUCUCGCUAUUAUUCACGAAUUAAUUCCUACAUGGAGUGUCAGAUUACCACUUCAGAAAUCAACUGUUGCGGUUUCAAUUGUUUCUCCUCCAUUAAAAAAAAAGGAAACUGUUUUAAUUUCAGCAUCAAUCGAUAAAGUUACAAUGUGGACAUCCCGUGCAUUACCACAUAACUCAUUUGGCUUAGUUCAUGUUCCAGAUCCAAUUGGAGGCUUCCUUGUUCUCUCAAAGAACGCAAUUAUUUACAUGGACCAUACAAACAUUGUUGCUUUAGCAUUAAACAAGCUCGCAUACUUAGAUGAUGAAGUUCCAGUCGAUAUUACAGCAAAUGGACCUGGUUGUCACGAAUUAUAUUCAAAAGUUGGUACAGCUAUCGAUAAAUCACAUAUUUUAUUGACCGUUGACCAACAUUAUUUGUCCAUUUUGACUUUACAUUACAAUGGUGUCAAAGUAACAAAUCUUUCUUUAAAUGUCAACUUAAAUCUUGAAUUUCAUCCAUCAUGCUUCCUUUCUCUUAACUACACGAACAACAGGAGCCUUGUUUUCAUGGGAUCUACAACUCAUGACUCAACUUUGUCCGAAAUAAUUUUAGAAAUUGAAGAAGAAGAACUUGCAAGCUUUUUGGUCGACCAUGUCAUGACAGAAACACAAAAUGAUCUCUACCAGAAGUUCUUUAAGUCAUUACCAAGGCCUAAAACCCUUUCAAAAGUCAAAUCAUUUUCUGUCAACAACAUUUCUUACAUCAGACAGCUUGGAACUGUUGCCAAUGCCACUCCUUGCCUCAAGCUGAGCCAGAUAGAUGAAAAUGAAGAACAGAUCGCGAUGGCUCUCGCAUGUGGCUUCAAAAAAUACGGUUGUUUGCAUUUCGUUCGUAGUGGUAUCGAUCCAAACCUUGUCAGUGAAUUUAAUAUCCGCGGAGUUACUGGAAUUUAUUCAUCAGAAAACUUCUCAUAUAUCUUGAUCUCAACAGAUGAAGGAACAUCCGUACUUUACGCCGAUAGCCAGAACCUUCCAGAGAUCAACGAUGAGUUUACGAGCCAAGUAAGUAAGGAAAAGACUCUUUUUGCAGGAGAUUUCAACAACUUCUUCAUCCAGAUCACUAAAACAGUCGUAAGAGCGAUCAAAUAUUCACAAGAAGAUGGUUUCUCCCACACUGACCUCUAUUCUGGCUCUUCUCCAGCUGUUUUGGAUGCAAGAAUUUCUUCAAAUGCCCUUGUUGUUCUAUUUGACAACUAUACAAUAUGCGCAUAUGACAGAGCGUUGGAACCAAUGACACCUCUCACUAACAAAUAUUUCAGCCGAAUCGCAAUUUUCGGUAAAUAUUUAUUUGUUUAUUGUACAAACGGCGUUUUGAGAAUGUUUUCCGUAGAAACGAUGACGGAAGUUGCCACAUUUGAUAAUUUCAAGGCAUUUCCUGAUUUCAUUGCUCCUCUCGGAAAAGAUGAGAUUCCAUUGCAGCCAUCUUCAAUUGGUAUCGUUGAUAUCUCGUUCGUUGUCUUCGAAUCAGUUGUCCUUCUUGUUCUUACACCUCGCGAUGGCCCUGCUUUCUUCUAUCAAUGGGUUGAAUCUAAAUUAUUCUUCAGAAGGAUCAAAAUGCACAGAUUCGCAGUUACUUCACGAAAGAAUAUUGAUAUCAUCCCAUUCAACGGCAUUUCGGAUGUUUUCGAUGGUUGUUUCGUCACAGAUCCAUCAAAUCCUUUCUUUAUCCUCUCGGAAAACGGUUACCCACGUAUCAUCCCACUCUCCGAGUCAUUCAACUGCAAACCACGUGCUUUUGCCCCUGUAAUGCGUGGUCCUUACAAGAAUCACUUUUUAAUUGCGGACGAAGACCAAAUCAGGCUCUGCAAUCUCGAGAAUAUUAAGCCAGAACACAAUUUCUUCAUCAUUGAUGGCUGUAUUGUCGAGAGAAUCCCUGUUGGAAUGACUGUAAGAAGAAUUGCCUACUGCCAGAACCCGAAUUGCGUCGCUUUCAUCGCUUCCCAUCCAGAACCAUUCACAACAGAGAACGAAAAGAAGAUCGAUGUCGAAGUUUAUGAGAAUCUUCAGGUUCAUUACCAAGAACCACCUUCUCCAGCCAAAGUUUACCCAGAUGAGGACUACGAAACAAUUCCUAAGUGGAAUGAAGAGCGAUACUCCCUGUUUCUCUAUACAAAAGAUGGUUUGCAACAAAUGGUCGAUUACGCAAACCACGAAAUCGUCAAUACAGUGCAAUUUGUACAUACUACUCCGAUGCCAGAGGAUGGAAUAACCCUCCUUAACACGUAUUUGGCCGUAGGAAGUGGAUUCUUGUCUCAACCGGAAAAAAUGAUGAGAGGAGUCCUUUAUAUUUACCAAAUCAGGUACAUGCAGAACGAUGAGGGAUUUAACGAGAUCACGUUAAGACCUUUGUACAACGAAACAAACAAAAUUUACAAAAAUCCGAUUAUCGAAAUCACGGAUAACUCAGGAUACAUGGCUAUUUUCUGCGGUAACCUUUUGUAUCUCAUGAGGUUCUUCAACGAAAACACCGUAAAGAUCGAAGCUUUCCUUGUUGGAAGAUUCUUUGCAUCAUCUAUCGUUUCCCUCAAGAAUUAUCUGCUCUACGCUGAUUCCUACGAAGGCUUUGAGGUCGCCAGAUGGCGUAAAUACGGAAAGAAGCUCAUUUCAAUGGCAAGAGAUACGAUGACUAAAUUACCUCUCAGUGCAGCAUUCCUACAAUACGAGGAUUGCUUGGGAGGUGUCGUAUUUGAUGAUGACGGCAACGCUCAUAUCUUUGACGUUGACGAAUACGCGAUUCCAGCAGAUGCAGUUGUCAGAAAGUCAAUUUUCUACAUUGGAGGCCGAGCAAUCAGUUCUGGUCAGUUCCCAAUCAAGGCUGUGACCCAGGCAACUCAGCAAAAUCCAAAUGAAGAAAUUGAUGAAGAAUUAUUGCAGCUGCAGACAAAGAUUGGAGGCCACAUCGCAUGGUAUGUUACUACACAUGGUAAGAUCGGUGCAUUCACUCCAAUUGAUGAAAACGAUCGACAUAAAUUGGUCGGAGUUCAAUCCGCAUACGAAAAAUCUCUUUGCGGACUGAGCCACUUAGAAUACAGGAGUGGAAAGUUCAAGAAUAUGAUUGAACAGGAUAUUUUCAACCAAUCUCCAAAGAAUGUCAUUGAUUGCGACAUGUUGAUUGAUUUGAUUGAAGAUAUGCCUGAUCACUUGAAGUUUGCAACAAAGGGAUUAAGAACACAGGACUUCUUAUCUGAAUUAAGAAAGAUUUACAAUAAUGGUGUCAAUGUAUUCCAAUAA